Meloidogyne enterolobii is the source of this 905-nucleotide messenger RNA. Lineage: Eukaryota; Metazoa; Nematoda; Chromadorea; Rhabditida; Meloidogynidae. The record is from the annotation of a GenBank genome assembly.
AUGGUUAAGUGGUUAACUUCCUCUCCUCGACGAUUUUUAAAAAUUAAAUCAAGUCUAUCCAAUCCUUUUUUCUUUGAUAAGUUCAACCGUUUUACUCUAUUUUCUAUUUUUAGGGAUUCUGCGCAUUAUCUACUUUAUUGUAUGAUUUUUGUCAUAUCAUCUCCAAUUACAUUGGCUCUUCUCCCAGUUUCAAUUUAUGCAAUUUUCAAUUUAAUUGCAACUCUAAACAAAUUUUCUACCGAAACUGGAGUUGCUCAUAAUUCUUUUAUAAUUUCUCGGCUGGUUCAAUUUAAGCAACAGGCAUCUCCAAAUAUGUUAAGUACUGCUGCUUGUGCUGAAAUAUUUCUUUUGCCAAUUAUUAUUUUGAUGAUUUUUAUGGGCAAAUCAAGUUUAAUUGGGCCAUUUGUUUAUUAUCGCUUUUUGACGAUGCGAUAUAUGUCUCGACGAAAUCCGUAUACAAGAGAAAUGUUUUCCCAAUUAAAAUUUAUUUUCAAUUCUUGGGCCAACAAUCCUUCAUGUCCUGCAUUCGUUUCUUCUUCAAUACUUAAAUUUAUUGCGUUGAUUGAACGUUUGGCUCCACAACAAGUUGCUAUGUAAAAAAAUUUGAUUUUUUUAUUAAGAUGAUCUAUAGUUGAUUUUUUGUGAUUGAGAGACUGAUCUUUACAAAAAGUAUAUUUUUUAAAUUUUUUUUGUUUUGACCAAUUAAUGACCAAUUAAUGCUACCAAAUCGUUGUUUUUUAGUUGCUUUUUUACGACAGUGGGUGGUAGUUUCCUUCAAAAAAUUUUUGAAACUUAUUCCUUUUAAUUUAACUAUUUGGCAGCAUUAUUAUCAGGGAUGUUGCGAGUUACUCGAAAUCUGGACUUCUUUCAACCCAAAUUUUUCUAAACUCGACCCGAACUUCUUC